GCUCAAUUUCGUGAGUCCUUGGAUGAUCCGCCUGCUGUAGGUUACGCAGCCUGUAAAGGGACACAUACGAAAUGCAGAGCUGGAAUCAAGUAUAUCGCACUCUGGCAACGGUAAGGAAAAACAAUUACAUCAGUCGUUCAAGUUGUCUGGAAUAAAUAUGCGUAAAAGUGACAUACGUUGGAGAGUUAUCUCGGCUGUUAAUCAACGUGAUUUAUGAAGUCUAGGCCUUGCUAGCCACCUAGACUAGCUAUGCUGUUAAGGCCCUCCAACAUUACUCAUUAGCUAGCUAGCUAUAUACUAUCAGCUAGCUAGCUAGCUAGUACCAAGUUAGCUAGCUAACUAACUGUUAGUUGGCUCUUCCUAUAUUAUAUGUCCUCCCAAGCUAGCCUUACUAACUGCGUGAAUAAUUAAUUAAUAAUGUCAUUAUUGCUUUGUAAGAUAAAUUAGUUAACGUUAAUGUCAUUACGAAAUAAUCCAUUUUAAAUUAAGCUAAAUGAGCUAGCUAGCUACCACAGUCAACAAGCAUCCCAUGCCUUGCCAAUGACGAAGAUGACAUCAAGCCCGACCUACUGACAGCUGUCAAGCACGCGAACUUGUUUAUGUGGAUGUAAAGAGGACCAUCUUGCGCUCUGCGUGGACCGCUACCAAUGUUACAUAAUUGACUGACAAACUCAAGCACUCAACUUGAUUUGUAAAGUUAUUUGAUUCAUCAUAAAACACCGUUGUUAGCCAACAGCGUAUAUGUAGGUAAGCUAGAUACAUCUUCGAGCACUUUCACCAGUACUUGAUAGCUAGUAAGUUAACUAAGCUAGUACUGUAACUAGCUCAGCUUUCAACGACCUUAGAAUCAUCACAUACUCACUCACUGUAAUACUUGCAAUCCUGUUAAAGUUCAGAUUGUAUUGGCCUUUGCAGGAUUUUGUCUCGCAUUCUAGAGUAUUGAAUAAAAAACUAAACAUUAACUGACUUCUUGACAUGGAUGACAACUACAACAUCACACAGCAGAACCAUAUACAACACAAGCUGACAUUAAAGUCCAAAUCUGUCUGCUCACUGUCCCAAUUUGUGUCCUCUCCUAACAUACAGCGGAGCCACCAACUCCCGAAUAGGCUUCAGGGUGCAACUGUUCUCUCCGUCAGAACAUACGCUGACAAAGCACAGAGUAAGGCAACAUUUCACUCCAACGCCCAAUUAGCUAAUCAGAGGUGCUGCUCUUAUGAAACUGAAUCCCAACAUAUACACAAUGUGAAUACAAUAUCAACUUGUUGCCCUUCUGAUAAACAUGUUCUUUGCUCUCCUACAGUUGAUGCUGAUGUCACAGUGGUGGGCUCUGGUCCUGGUGGAUAUGUUGCUGCAAUCAAAGCAGCCCAGCUUGGUUUCAAGGUAAAAUUAGGCCUCAAUGUAUACCUUCUGCUUCAAUCGAAUGUUCGCUCCCGUCCGCACAGGGCUCUGCGUCCAUGUCUGUGCACCUCCCUGGAAAAGUGAGAUUUCGGAGUAUGUGCAGAGGUGCCGUCAAGUGCGGACGUUUUGCUAUUGCAUGAUUUUGUUCAAGCGGACCUAGCGCAAGGUGUAAAUAAGGCUUAUCCCUUAUUGAAAGUGAUGCCCAUCUUGUCAUAAUUGUUCACCAACUUCGUUUUCUACUACAGACGGUGUGUGUGGAAAAGAAUCCCACCCUAGGCGGGACUUGUUUGAAUGUCGGCUGUAUCCCCUCAAAGGUAAACAUUGGGAAUGAGGAGUUCAUAGAACUUUUGCUGGAUCUUAUUGCGCAACACUGUGACUGUGCAACUUCAUCUUUGCGAGUUGUUGAAUAAUGUAACAUGUCUGUUGUUUCCCUUGUCACCUUGUAUAGGCCCUGCUGAACAACUCCUAUCUGUACCACCAGGCCCAUGGCAAAGACUUCGAAAGCAGGGGCAUUGAAAGUAAGAGUCCACAUCAGUUAGAGCAGUGGUCACCAACAGCCCUGGUCCUAGAGAGCUGAAGGGUGUGCACAGGCUUUCGCUCCAGUCAAGUCUUUGGGCAUGCCAGUAACAAACAUUUACUUGAGACUCUCGCUCUCUCUCUGUGCCAGUCUCGGGGAUCACAUUGAACCUGGAGAAGAUGAUGUCACAGAAGAGCGGGGCAGUCAAAGCACUGACAGGAGGCAUUGCACAUUUAUUCAAACAGAACAAGGUGAGGUCUCAACUAUAUAGUUCCUCCGUACAUUGGAAGAGAGAGGCCUAGUUCAUAGCCUCUACCAGGCUUUCACCUCACCUUCUAUAUACAAGCCUGUGGAAGUUCUUGUCAGAAAGAGGCUAAAGAAAGAUGGAUGGUAUCCAAGCCGUUAGCCCCUCCCAACAAUUGGAAUAGGCACGUUCAAACAGAGGCAGAGAUUCUAAACCGAAAGCCAAUCAUUUUCAAUGGUGCCCAUUUUCAAUGGGGUAGUCUCAUUACAACCAAAAAUAAAAUAAAAAAAUCCAUAAAAAAUAAAUAAAGCAUGCUAGCACUGUAAAUGAGCUACAGUCUGGAUAAUUUCCGCUUCUGAAGAGGGAUGGAAGGGGUGGUUGUUUUUGAAAAAUCGCAUAUUUUCACAGCCAAUCAGCGCUCCACUCAUACCUAUUUUUACAAUAUGAACUUCCCCAGGCUCUGGAGAACAAUGUGAGCGAGGCCUGGAGCCGAGCGGAGGCUAAGUUCACACAAAUUACAUAUUUGGGUCACUUUAUGGAUAAAUGACAACUCAUCUAGGCAGCAUCCUAAAAUAUGGGUUAGUUAGUGAGAUUUCACUUCAGCAGGAUUAUAAGCUUGAAACAUCAGUAGCCUGUUUUGACUGUCUGUCUAUCUUUAAAUGGAGGUGACCUUCUAUGGAUAUUACAUUGUCAAUGGACUUGGCCUUUUUCAUGAACCACCUUGCAAUUUGAAUCAAUCACUAAGUUUGAUACCAAAGCAAGCUGUUUUGAGGCUUCCCCCUGGAUUCUUUGUUAGAGUUUGCAAUGAACUUGACCCUGUCUUUAAUUGAUGAUGUAAUGUGGCGGUUUCCCCUCAGGUGACGCACGUGAACGGCUAUGGGAGGAUUACAGGCAAGAACCAGGUGACGGCCACGGCCGAGGACGGCAGCGAGCAGGUCAUCAACAGCAAUAAUAUCCUCAUAGCCACUGGCUCCGAAGUCACGCCAUUCCCCGGGAUCGAGGUACGUUACUGUACUACAGUACUCUUUAGUACUAGUUGGUAGCAGAUGACCAGAUGUUAUUUGUCAUGUAUCAAAGCCGAGUCCUAACUCUCCUAACCCCUGUGUGGUCAGGUUGAUGAGGACACCGUGGUGUCCUCCACGGGAGCCCUGGAUCUGAAGAAGGUCCCUGAGCAGCUCAUCGUCAUCGGCGCCGGAGUCAUCGGGGUGGAGCUGGUGAGGGACGACACACACACAUACACACGAUUACAGCAUGGUCUGUAAAGAGUAGGUGGCAGUAUGAGAAUUCCAACUCUUGGGGGAUAUCUAUUGUCCAGUGUAACAUCCUGUUUGGCCUCUCGUUCUCCAGGGGUCAGUGUGGCAGCGUCUGGGCUCCAAUGUGACAGCGGUGGAGUUCCUGGGCCACGUGGGCGGCAUGGGCAUCGACAUGGAGAUCUCCAAGAACUUCCAGCGCAUCCUGCAGAAGCAGGGUAUUAAGUUCAAGCUGGGCACCAAGGUCAUGGGCGCCAUCAAGAGGCCCGACGGCAAGAUCGAUGUGGCGUGAGUUCCAUCCCCCGGUGGAGUGUGUGUAUAGGGUGGCUCUAGCUGUGGAUGGAAAAAAAAAAUCACUAAGAUGAAUGUUUAGUUAAAAAUAAGUAUGUAUGACCUAGCCCAAACGUAACCGUGUGUUCUUGUUUCCAGUGUGGAGGCGGCUGCCGGCGGGAAGAACGAGACUCUGACGUGUGACGUGCUGCUGGUGUGUAUCGGCAGACGGCCCUUCACCAGGAACUUGGGCCUGGAGAACGUGGGCCUGGAGCUGGACAACAGGGGACGCAUCCCUGUCAACAACCGCUUCCAGACCAAAGUACCCAGGUAGACCUAAACUAUCACACCCCUCUAUGUAAUAUACAACAUACCCCAGGUAGACCCAAACUACCAUUACACCCCUCUGUUAUAUUCAACACCUGCUUUUUCAAUACACACCUACUAUGUUCCAACCAGCUCACCCAGGUCUCUUUCAAAAGUAAGGAAAGCUUGUUACCUCAAGCUUUCCUUACCCAUUUACCAUUCUAUUUAUUCUAUCUCCCUCUGUAGUAUCUAUGCCAUUGGUGAUGUGAUUGCCGGGCCCAUGCUGGCACACAAGGCGGAGGACGAGGGCAUCAUCUGCGUGGAGGGCAUGGCUGGGGGCGGCGUGCACAUCGACUACAACUGUGUCCCCUCUGUCGUUUACACACACCCCGAGGUGGCAUGGGUGGGGAAGACGGAGGAGCAGCUCAAAGAGGAGGUGAUACACACAUCUCCCCAAACCCCUCACACAAACACCCAUAGUUUUGACCAAAUUAAGUAGCGGACAUGGCUUUUAUAUAUAAUAUAAUCACUGGAUCAAUGCCUUUGUUUGGAUUUCAGCUGCUAAAAUAUUGAUUUGUGAUUUUAAAACUACACUGAACAAAAAUAUAAACGCAACAUGUAAAGGGUUGGUCCCAUGUUUCAUGAGCUGAAAUAAAAGAUCCCAGGAAUUUUUCAUAUGCACAAAAAGCUUAUUUCUCUCAAAUGUUGUGCACAAAUUAGUUUACAUCCCUGUUAGUGAGCAUUUCCCCUUUGCUAAGAUAAUCCAUUCACCUGACAGGUGUGGCAUAUCAACAAGCUGAUUAAAAAGCAUGAUCAUUACACAGGUGCACCUUGUGCUGGGGACAAUAAAAGGCCACUCUAAAAUGUGCAGUUUUGUCACACAACACAAUGCCACAGAUGUCUCAAGUUUUGAGGGAGUGUGCAAUUGGCAUGCUAACUGCAGGAAUGUCCACCAGAGCUGUUGCCAGAGAAUUGAAUGUUCAUUUCUCUGCCAUAACCCACCUCCAACGUUGUUUUAGAGAAUUUGGCAGUACGUCCAACCGGCCUCACAACCGCAGACCAUGUGUAUGGCGUUGUGUGGGCGAGCGGUUUGCUAAUGUCAAUGUUGUGAACAGAGCUCCAUGGUGGAGGUGGGGUUAUGGUAUGGGCAGGCAUAACCUACGGACAACAAACACAAUUGCAUUUUAUCAAUGGCAAGAUGACGAGAUCCUGAGGCCCAUUGUCGUGCCAUUCAUCCGCCGCUAUCACCUCAUGUUUCAACAUGAUAACGCAUGGCCCCAUGUCGCAAGGACCUGUACACAAUUCCUGGAAGCUGAAAAUGUCCCAGUUCUUCCAUGGCCUGCAUAUUUACCAGACAUGUCACCCAUUGAGCAUGUUUGGGAUGUUCUGGAUCAACUUGUACGACAGCGUGUUCCAGUUCCCGGCAAUAUCCAGCAUCUUCGCCCAGCCAUUGAAGAGGCAUGGGACAACAGGCCACAAUCAACAGCCUGAUCAAUUCUAUGCAAAGGAGAUGUGUCCCGCUGCAUGAGGCAAACGGUGGUCACACCAGAUACUGACUGGUAUUCUGAUCCGCGCCCCUACUUUUUUUUUUUUUUUUUUUUUAAAGGUAUGUGACCAACCGAUGCAUAUCUGUAUUCCCAGUCAUGUGAAAUCUAUAGAUUAGGGCCUAAUUAAUUUAUUUCAAUUGACUGAUGUCCUUAUAUGAACUAUAACCUGUUGCGUUUUAUAUUUUUGUUCAGUAUAUAUUGAAAUCCCUGCAGGUAUAAGAGUUAGCCACCCUCCCCAAAUUGUUGACUUUCCAAAGGAGCCAAAGUAUCGCAUAUGUAUUAUCAACACGGAAGAGUGACAGUAAAGCAUAACGGUAACCUCAACUCUAUUUCGCAGGGCAUCCCAUACAAGGUGGGCAAGUUCCCCUUUGCCGCCAAUAGCCGAGCCAAGACCAACGCAGACACUGAUGGCCUGGUGAAGAUCCUCGGCCACAAGGAGACAGACCGGAUAUUGGGCGCUCACAUCCUGGGCGCUGUGAGUCAUGCUACCUCUCACCUCGGGCUCCUUAGCAGAGAGAAUUUGGGCUAUAACGUAUGAAGUUGUAUGCUAACUAUGGCGACCUUUGACCCUUGUGCCUAGGGGGCAGGAGAGAUUAUCAACGAGGCGACGCUCGCCAUGGAGUACGGAGCGUCCUGCGAGGACGUCGCCAGAGUUUGCCACGCCCAUCCCGUGAGUUAAACACACACACACGACAGGGGCAGGAACAAAUACACUCAUACAUAUACAGUACCAGUCAAAAGUUUGGACACACCUACUCAUUCAAGGGUAGAAUAAUAGUGAAGACAUCAACUAUGAAAUAACACAUAUGGAAUCAUGUAAUAACCAGAAAAGUGUUAAACAAAUCAACAUAUAUUUUAGAUUUUAGAUUCUUCAAAUAGCCACCCUUUGCCUUGAUGACAGCUUUGCACACUCUUGGCAUUCUCUCAACCAGCUUCACCUAGAAUGCUUUUCCAACAGUCUUGAAGGAGUUCCCACAUAUGCUGAGCACUUGUUGGCUGCUUUUCCUUAACUCUGUGGUCAAACUCAUCCCAAACCAUCUCAAUUGGGUUGAGGUCGGGUGAUUGUGUAGGCCAGGUCAUCUGAUGCAACACUCCAUUACUCUCCUUCUUGGUCAAAUAGCCCUUACAUUUACAUUUUAGUCAUUUAGCAGACGCUCUUAUCCAGAGCGACUUACACACAGCCUGGAGGUAUGCUGGGUCAUUGUCCUGUUGAAAAACAAAUGAUAGUCUCACUAAGCACAAAUCAGAUGGGAUGGCGUAUUGCUGCAGAAUGCUGUGGGAGCCAUGCUGGUUAAGUGUGCCUUGAAUUCUAAAUAAAUCACUGACAGUGUCACCAGUAAAGCACCAUCACACCACCACCUCCAUGCUUCAUGGUGGGAACCACACAUGCGGAGAUAAUCCGUUCACCUACUCUGCAUCUCACAAAGACACGGCGGUUGGAACCAAAAAUCUCACAUUUGGACUCAUCAGACCAAAGGACAGAUUACCACCGGUCAAAUGUCCAUUGCUCGUGUUUCUGGCCCAAGCAAGUCUCUUCUUCUUAUUGGUGUCCUUUAGUAGUGGUUUCUUUGCAGCAAUUCGUCCAUGAAGGCCUGAUUCACGGAGUCUCCUCUGAACAGUUGAUGUUGAGAUGUGUCUGUUACUUGAACUCUGUGAAGCAUUUAUUUGGGCUGCAAUCUGAGGUGCAGUUAACUCAAAUUAACUUAUCCUCUGCAGCAGAGGUAACUCUGGGUCUUCCUUUCCUGUGGCGGUCCUCAUGAGAGCCAGUUUUAUCAUAGCGCUUGAUGGUUUUUGCGACUGCACUUGAAGAAACUUUCAAAGUUCUUGAAAUGUUCCGUAUUGACUGACCUUCAUGUCUUAAAGUAAUGAUGGACUGUCGUUUCUCUUUGCUUAUUUGAGCUGUUCUUGCCAUAAUAUGGACUUGGUAUUUUACCAAAUAGGGCUAUCUUCUGUAUACCCCCCCUACCUUAUCACAACACAAGUGAUUGGAUCAAACGCAUUAAGAACGAAAUAAAUUCCACAAAUUAACUUUUAACAAGGCACACCUGUUAAUUGAAAUGCAUUCCAGGUGACUACCUCAUGAAGCUGGUGUAGAGAAUGCCAAGAGAGUGCACAUGAUUCCAUGUGUUAUUUCAUAGUUUUGAUGUCUUCACUAUUUAAUUUUUUUUUUUUUUAAAUAAUGUGAUGACUCUCUAGAAUCUGACCUUAUUGCCAUGAUCUCAAUAAGUUAUAGCACAAUAUAUUUCAAAUCAGGUAAUUGCACAUUUCAGUCUGAAGGAAGUAUGCUUUGGAGUGAUUGAAAUGCAUCAGGAAGGUAUUGGGAAUUUCAGGAAAACAUCAGGGAUGAUCAAACAAUCUUAUGUAUGAUCGUUUGUGGAGAAUCAAUUUAGUUCCCUCAGUUAUUCUGUACAGAUUCAUCUCUAAUUUCUAACGAGUCCUGCACCGCUUGUAUCAUAGGUUGAAACAGAAAACAUGCACAUGUUCCAUAGUCUUAGUUUUCAGGGAUGGGGUCAUUGUCGGUAAUAGAUUCAACCGUUCAAAAUCUAGAGGUAAAUUUGUAGGAAGAAAAUUAUUUGAAGAUGUGCUAGAAUCGCUUUUACUGCUCCGUUUGUCCCAGCCCCUAGUAAGGUUAUUCAAGUAACCACGGUUCUGAAGUAAGCGGCGCAUUCAGCUGACUGAGGAAGACGCAACACAUUCUUUCAAUCAUUGCGCGGAUCUCGCGGCAAUAAUAUAAGGCUGUUAGUGGCUAGGCCCUAUAUCAUUCAAAUGCACACACAUCCACAUUUGUGGAACCACACCACCCACCUGUCAAUCUAACCUCCUUUUCUUCCAUCCAUCCCUCUUUUCCAGACUGUGUCCGAGGCCUUCAGAGAAGCAAACCUCGCAGCCUCCUUCGGGAAAGCUAUCAACUUUUAACUGCCGUCUUAGCUCUCACAGCUGUGUACAUAACCGUUCUGUCCACGACGUCCCCAACCAAGAAAUAUCUGUCCACAAGCAACGCACACACUCUAGGAGGGGGGCACGGAAUGUACUGUGACCCCCUCUGCUCCGAUUAGGGGGCUCCUCUGUAUACAUACAUAGAAAACAAAGACAAACCUUGUACCACGUUAAGUAUGUUAUUUAAAUGUUCUCAAUAAACAGGUUUGGGUGGUAAAAAUGGACCGGAGAUCAGUCUUUUUGACUUUCUACAUUGGAGGUGUCUUGGAUGUUGCACACUGCAAAGGUUCGCUGCUAUAUCAAAUAACAAACUAUAUAUA
This is a messenger RNA of Coregonus sp. 'balchen', 8792 nucleotides long. The record is from the annotation of a GenBank genome assembly. NCBI's taxonomy places the organism in Eukaryota, Metazoa, Chordata, Actinopteri, Salmoniformes, Salmonidae.